CAGCGGAUCUCUGAUCCACGGAAAGAGCCGAAGAUGUCGGCUCGGUCAUGUGAUCAGCUGUGUCACUGAUCAUCAGAGCACUGAUGAUCAGUGUGCCCUGAUGAUCAGUGUAGCCCCAGCAGUGCCACCUGUCUGAGUCCAUCAGUGCCAGCUGUCAGGGCUCAUCAGUGUCACUUAUCAGUGCCUACCAGUGCACAUUAAUGCCACAUAUCAGUGCCCAUCUGAGCUGCCUGUCAGUGCCGCCUAUCAGUGCUGCCUGUCAAUGCCACCUGCCAGUGCCUCCUCAUCAGUGCCACCUAUCGGUGUCCAUCACUGCAGCGUCAUCAGCACACAUCAGUGAAGGAGAAAAAUCACUUAUUUACAAAAUUUUAUAA
Molecule: messenger RNA, 374 nt
Organism: Staurois parvus
Lineage: Eukaryota; Metazoa; Chordata; Amphibia; Anura; Ranidae
Source: the annotation of a GenBank genome assembly